AUGUCGAAGUUGUCAGAGAUGCAUGAAAAAGAAAUAUUUGGAGCAAUGUUCAUCUUGCUAAUGACUAGUAAUUCCGACGACAGAAAGAAGCGACCGCGAACAGCUUUUUCCGCCGCUCAAAUCAAAUCACUUGAAUCAGAAUUCGAAAGGGGAAAAUAUUUGUCAGUUGCGAAGCGAACAAGUCUUGCAAAAUCCUUAAACUUAACAGAAACUCAGAUUAAAAUUUGGUUUCAAAAUCGUCGAACAAAGUUCAAGAGAAAGUACACGUCAGACGUUGAAACUUUAGCGUCGCAUUAUUAUUCGUCUCUUGGCAUUGGUGGAAUUGCGCGUCCAAUGGUUGUUGGAGAUCGUUUGUGGUUGUUCAGUCAACCUCCACAUGGACCACCAGCACCGAUUCAAUCACUUCUGCUCAACAAUGUUCCACCAACACCGCAGCAUAUUUCGUCGUUGCAUCCUUCGGUUUUAAGUCGAACUUAUGCACCACCAACAAACGCACCAAUAAUAUCGCCUAGAUCAAGUCAAACUUACCCUUCACCGCCAAAUUUCAUGAAUAAAACUAUCAGACAUGAAUAUUUCAACAAAUUACAAUUUUCGCCAUACAAUCGAACACAAGAAACAAUCGACUUUCGUUUCGGAAAUAAAACUUCGUUCCUAACAUCUCCGGAAGUUAAAGCUGAUUCAGAUCAUAACAACAGCAAUGACCUGGCGAAUCUUGAAAGUCGAUUUGGGAACAACUCAAGCAUUCUUUCCAAUAAUCACAAGUUUAAUGAUGCACUCAACAUAAAAGAUGACAUUGCAAGCACUUCAAGUAGCGACAUCGAUUGUGAAGUUGAAGAUUGAAAAUAAUGAAAAAAUCAAAUUUUUAUCAAUUCUUUUAUUAGUUUGUUAACAAAGUUUUUAUUUGUAUAUCACAGCCUAUAACAAAAAGAAAGUUUCAAUAUAGGCUCUUUAAAGUAACACAGGAAAUCAACAAUCAUAACUGACUUAAAUCAUAAAAUUGCUUAAUAAUGUAAGAAAAAAUUGCUUCGUUUCGAGGAAAAGUUUCACUGGGCUCGCUUCAAUCAGAAACUGAAUGUAUGCUUAUAAAUAACUUAAUUAAACUAGGAAAUUUAUGAUGUUAAAUUAGAGUUCCGAUCGAAGACUUUUCUAAGGAAAUUAAUUUUAAUAUUAAUUGCUCGAAAUGUACAUAAAAAUAUUUAUUUGAUUCUUUUUUUGUAUCAGAAAUAUAAAGUUCAGCUCAUGUGCCAUUAAAAAAAUAAUCAAAAACUUGAUUUAUCAAAAUAAAAAUGGGAAUUUACUGAAAAAUCCAUUUUGACACGUUUUUAAUUUUUUUUCUAUGGAG
Messenger RNA from Clunio marinus, 1342 nucleotides. Lineage: Eukaryota; Metazoa; Arthropoda; Insecta; Diptera; Chironomidae. The record is from the annotation of a GenBank genome assembly.